Capronia epimyces CBS 606.96 is the source of this 4377-nucleotide messenger RNA. RefSeq lists its product as uncharacterized. Bases 1 to 4377 code for a protein of 1458 amino acids. Gene Ontology annotation, cellular component: phagophore assembly site membrane; extrinsic component of membrane; Atg1/ULK1 kinase complex. The transcript has a single exon. The record is from RefSeq and is a predicted model, not a curated record. Lineage: Eukaryota; Fungi; Ascomycota; Eurotiomycetes; Chaetothyriales; Herpotrichiellaceae. Gene Ontology annotation, molecular function: protein kinase binding; molecular adaptor activity. Gene Ontology annotation, biological process: autophagy of peroxisome; piecemeal microautophagy of the nucleus; positive regulation of protein phosphorylation.
AUGGGGCAGGUCGUUAGCCUGAUCACGAUCAUGCCGAAUGCUGGCACCGACGUGUCUGUCAGUCGUCAGUCUGAUUACACUCAGGACUACAAUGACAGAGGAGGCGAAUGGGGGAUGGCGUUACAGGUCUACAUCUCUCACAGUGGCCGAAUUCUCAACUUCAAUAACGAUCCAAAUGCCCGGGUCGAGAACCUGCGGUCAUGGAUCGAAUCGACUGCCAGCAUCCCGACCGGCCGUCAGAUCUUGAUGACCGCCCGUGGCAAGAACGUCAAGAACCUAUCCAACGAAACUGAAGUUUAUGUCUAUGACAAACAGUUCCUCUCUCCUGACGCCCAACCUCCAACCAGAGACGACGUCGAACUGCAACCGCUCACCGCACCCCCUUCAUCCCUCGCCGAUGAGAACAGUCUCAAAGCAUGGCAGGAUCUGUAUAUGUCCAGGCGAGCCUGGGCACUGGAUGCGUUCGAAAUAGCCAGGAUGGGAAUUGAGAAUAUUGAAACAUGUGCAGACGAGGCUACGAUUAUCGCCCGAUCCAUGCAGGUGGCCUUGGACAACCUGCGCACUCAUGUGACAACUUUGCAGCAGAGAUUCGAAGAGACGCAACAGUGGGCGGAAAGCUACAUUCAGGAACAUCGAGAGGUACUACAGGAUUGGAAAGCCCGCGCUGAUGCACUCGCAGAGCUGCCCGUGCGUGAAGAUGUUGCCAGAGUAUUACGCCGCCCGAGCGGAACCGACCGCAACCACUCCACAACGCCGAUUGGUACUCUGUCUGACUUGGUCGAGCGAGAGGGGCUUCAAACGGCCGCCGAGAGUGUUGAACAGAACUCGGCGGAGUUCGGGAGGAAACUGCACCAGUUGCAGUCAGACAUGGACAAGCUCAAGACCGGUACCGACACUGCACGAACCCAGUCAACGCAAGUCCCGGACGUUGACACAAACGCCCUACUGGACGAAGCGGAGACAUUGGCUCGGCGGAUUACCUUGGACUAUGAAGAUGUCUUGCAGAUGCAAGAUAACCCCAAAUCGGUGGCCGCUGUCUCCAGGAAGGCUGCCGUGCACACGAGAGAGUUACUGCCAGCCUUGGAAGCCGUGGUUGAAGAAAUUACUCAGGUAUCCAAGACCGCGUCAGAAGCCAGAAGCACCGUCUCGAGCGAAUGGUUCUCAACACUUCAGAAUAUCUCUAGCCUUCAGUCCCGCCUGGCUGAAGCACAGUCUGCGACAACAAACCUAGACUUCCAUGACGAUGACAACUUCCAACUCCUUAGCCGAGUCAUCCAACUGCCUUUAGUAUACGGGGACACCUUGGUGGAAGCAACUCGGAGAUCCGAAUGGACCGAGCGCAUGAGGACCGAAGUUGACAUGCUGCAUGAAGAUCUUUCUCUACAAACUGAGGAAGAGCACCGACGCCGCAAGAAGUGGACUACAGCGCACACUGAAUUCUUGGAUGAGAACUUGAACGCCAAAGAUGCUUUGAUCGAUCUUAGGGCAUCUGCACCACGGAAUUCCUGGCCCUUUGUGAGCAGGGAUGAGAUAUUUGCUUGGAUCGACGAUCUGACGGCCUUGGGACUUGAUGAUGCUGUCCAGGCACUCACGCAGCGAAUGAAAGAUUUGGAUGCCCCUGUCCGGAAACAGAAGCCAAAGGCCUUCAAGAAUGGAAGCAUCCAUGAUCUCGGUCAAAGUGUAGCAUUACGCAACGGAGACGCGUUCAGAAAUCUGCAGGACGAAAAACUCAGAUUGGAGGAGAAGUUGAGGGCUUCGGACAGUCGAGUGCGGAAACUGGAAGACCUUCUCCAUCGCCAGAGUCAGCUCAGCCGGCCUCCCAGUGGGAUCUUCGCCCCGGGCAGUGCAGCCGAGUUUGAACGACAGACCCCUUCGCCGGCCCCGCUCGCCAGGCAGAGCGAUCUGUCACGAAGAUCGUCUGUGUCGCUUCGACGAUUGUCCAACACCCAAGAUGAAAAGUCGCUGGUGCAGAAGAUCAUUGCAUUGGAAGGCCAAGUCCACAAGUUGCAAGAGGAGGCCCACGCUGAAAGACGCUCGAGUACGGAGAGCAGAGACAAGAUGCAGGAAGCUGAAAUGGUCAAGCGCGAUCUCAUGGCGAAUUUCGAGGCGCAGAAGCAGGAAUUCGAGGAAGAGCGUCAGCUGCUGGAUGAUGAAGUCCAUAGGCUCAAAGUCAAGUUGGACGAGGCAGAAGACGAACUUGACCGCCUCAACGAAUCUAGGGAUCAUCUGCGAAUGGAACAGGAUCAAACCAUCCUCAACCUUAAGGAGGAGCUGGAACAGUCGAGAAGGACCGCCGCGGAUGAUCUGGCACUGUCGAAGCGGAAAGUUGAAAUGACUCAAAAGGAAGUGAGCACCCAACGGGAAAGAGCCGCAAGUCUUGACCGUCAACUCCACCAGGUCAAAGAAGAACGAGCUGCUGCACAAGCUCAGAACAUGGCACUGGCAAACCAACUCAGAAGUAUGGAGGAUCAACAGCAGGAGUAUCUCACCAUCUUGCAAGGCGCGCACGUGAAUCUAUCCCCAACGGGGUCUCCUCCAGAGGAUCUUCGGCGACUUGUCAAUGCUCUUGAGAUCUUAUCAGAAGGUGCGGCCAUUCAUGCCCGUGGCUUGGAUGAUUCCUUGCAGCUUGCAACGGCGGAAAACAAAGCGCUUGAGGAAAAGGUCGUGCACAACGAGUCUCAGAUCAAGUCCUUGAUUGCGCAGCUGUCUACCGCCGAAGCACGCGCCAACGAUCUGCGGGAAAGUCUUGAGCAAGAACGAAGCAAGAUAUCAGGGCUGCGGUCCGAACUUGCUGGCGAACGUGCAGAAAUGCACAGUAUCCGUGAGAAAUUCGCUGCCGGCGAGACCGGCUCCGAUGCCCUAAGACAACAACUCAAUUCAGAGGAACAAAAAGUUGCUGAACUCUUUGCUGAAUUCAGGGUGCGCAAAGCUGAGGAUGAUGGCAUCAUUCAGCGCCUACGACACGAAAUCGAAGACCAUGCACGUAACUUACAAGCAAAUGCUGAAAGACAAGAUGCAUUGAAGCAGCAUCUCGAUAGUCGCGGCGGGAUAGCUAAGCAACUGUCCGAAAGCCUUUUCCAUUUCCACGACCGCAUCAUCCGCAUGCUGGAACAAUUUGGGUAUUCAAUUUCGAGACAAGACGAUACCCUUGUGAUUCAACGAGCAUCGAAGGUCAAUGCCAGCACGAUCCUCAGUGGCGGCGAAGGAUCCGGGCCGUCCACGAUGAAGCGAACCAUCUCUGGGUCCACGUCUGGACAGCACUAUACCGACCCUUCAGACCUGGAAACACUGUAUUGGAUGUCUGAUGACGAUGUGAACACCGAGUCUGGCAAAUAUGCCAGUUUCAUGACCGCCCUGCAGCGACUCGACAUUGACAGCACGAUCGACCUCGUCACUAAGCGCUACAAAGAUGUCGAGAGUCUGGCGAAGAAAUAUCAAAAGGAGUCGCGUGCGUAUCGUGAGCGGACACACCGAAGCCAAGCGGAGGCCCACGACAAAAUCGCAUAUCGGAGCUUUAAGGAGGGCGACCUUGCUCUAUUUCUCCCUACUCGGAACCAGGCGACGCGACCUUGGGCGGCGUUCAAUGUCGGGGCCCCUCACUACUUCCUCCGAGAGCAGGACGUGCACAAGCUUCAGACACGCGAUUGGUUGUUGGCUAGGAUCACCAAAAUCGAGGAGCGCGUGGUCGAUUUAUCCCGGAGCAUGUCGACGGGAAUACGCGGCAACGUCUCAGCCACGGCUAGCGUCGACGAUGGGGGAUCUAUGCGGUCCGUCGACGACGAGAACCCUUUCGAACUCUCGGAUGGCCUGAGAUGGUACAUGAUCGACGCUACAGAGGAAAAACUGGGGGCGCCAGGCACACCCUCUGUUGGCAAGUCCACUGUGACAGCAUCGAACAUCGAGGUCAAAGGUCACAUGGGGCUGGGAAGGAAGGAACACAAAUCCGGCUUGAGCAUUGGAGGCGGAAUGGGAAAUGCAAGCGCAACUGCGAACAUGGUGACCAAGACGUUGACUAAGAGUUUGGACAGUCGACGUUCGAGCUCGGGUAGCAAGAAGAGCGUGGACCUCAAGGGCAAGUACGAUACGAUGGGCCUGAAUAGGGGAGGCAGCGUUAAGGACGUUCCCUCUAAAGCGCACCUGGCCCCAAUCUCAAGCGACAACGACGCCGAGCAGUCCCAACCCGGCGGCGCUGAAACAAGCACGCAUGCGGAUGCGGAAACCGAACAUGAUGACCCAGCGAGAACAGCAGGACCACGACCAGGGACCCAACCCGGCGUGGCAAGCAUCGUGCGGCAGCCCACUGCAGGCAGUCAGACGGACCGGGAGCAUGCCCAGGUCUUUGAAGUGGUGAGGAGGGAUCUCCUGCUCGGCCCGUGA